AUGGAGAGAUCAGUCCAAGGUAAUUCAGAGCAGAGGACAGAAACAACUGUUGAAGAUAGCCUGGGUACCGCUUACCAAGUAACACAAAUCUCAAGAUUAGCAGAUGAUUUGCCUGGAAUGAGGAGUAUGGUUUUGAGGAGUACAAAUAGUGCGGGAGAAUCGAUACGAUAUGAGACUUACGUUUGCAAUGAUGGGGAAAUUACCGAUGAAGAUCUUCUAGGGUAUUUUCAUACUGACAUAACGAACCCAGAGAGGUACCUUCCAUGUAAUGGAAUUCGAAGGCAUUUGCCUGCUGCCAGACCGAUUUUGUUUAUGACUAAUAACCAGAUCGCCUUUCCACUUUAUGCAGAUUUAGUUAAUCGAAGUCGUUCUAAUGGAUGGGAUGUGCGUUUAGAAUUAGUAUAUGAUCGUACCGUUCCACCAACGAUUACAGCCCAAGAAGCCGCUGAAAUUGUUGGAUUACCCACCACAUCCCUUGACAGAAGUGAUUAUCCUGAAAUAAUCUGUGCAAUUUGCCUUGAAGUUUUUGAAGAUGACAAUGACGAAAUUAAGCAGUUGGGUUGCGGCCAUAUAUUUCAUUACCAGUGCAUUCUUAGAUCUACUCAAUUGCAACCUCGGUGUCCCAUCUGUCGCCGUCAAUACGACAGCCCCCCUAUCGAGUGA
Molecule: messenger RNA, 663 nt
Organism: Cryptomeria japonica (Japanese cedar)
Lineage: Eukaryota; Viridiplantae; Streptophyta; Pinopsida; Cupressales; Cupressaceae
Exons: 1
Coding region: 1-663 (220 amino acids)
Source: RefSeq, a predicted model, not a curated record